AUGGUGGCCACAAGUAAGUUUGACCACCUGGAGGAGCACCUGGAGAAGUUUGUGGAGAACAUCCGGCAGCUCGGCAUCAUCGUCAGCGACUUCCAGCCCAGCAGCCAGGCCGGGCUCAACCAGAAGCUGAAUUUUAUUGUUACUGGCUUACAGGAUAUUGAUAAGUGCAGACAGCAACUCCAUGAUAUUACUGUGCCUUUAGAAGUUUUUGAAUACAUAGACCAAGGUCGAAACCCCGAACUCUACACCAAAGAGUGCCUGGAGCGGGCUCUGGCUAAAAAUGAGCAAGUUAAAGGCAAGAUUGACACAAUGAAGAAAUUUAAAAGCCUGUUGAUUCAAGAACUUUCUAAAGUAUUUCCUGAAGACAUGGCUAAGUACCGAAGCAUCCGAGGGGAGGACCACCCCCCUUCCUAACUUCAUCCUCUCUGUCAGAAGACCCUCCUAGUCCUGCAGGAAUGUCCGUGACCUCUAGGCAGCCUGGGACUGAGCGGCAUCGAUGCUGUUUCCUGGGUCCAGCCUCCAGCUACCUUGUCUGUCCCUGUCAUUCAUUGGCUUCUGGGGAUGGCGUGGCCUGGAGGGCGUGUGGGGCGGGGCCUCCAGCUGCCCCCUCCCCCUGACAUGCUCUGUUUGGUCCUCAAGCUCUCAGAUGGCUGGUGACAGCACAUCUUUUGAGUGCAAUGUGUUUGCUUCUCCACCACCAGAUGUCUUGGAAACAUUAAAUACGAUAGGGAAAUUGAAAGUUUUUAAAAUCCUACCUAAUAGUUUUAUGUACUCUUUCUGUUCUUUUUUUUGAUAGUGUCAAAGAGAGCUAAAAAAAAAAAGGAAAAUUGGUUUAAAAUGAGAAGUACUUUAAAUUGGUUUAGAAUUUUAUAUUUUCAAGUAUUGUGCGUAAAGAAUGUUUUCAAUGUAACAGCGUUUACAUGGAUUUCAGUUAGACCUACGAAUAUAAUAAAGGCUUUAAGUGUUUCUGUAA
This is a messenger RNA of Vicugna pacos (alpaca), 973 nucleotides long. It is a transcript of the gene MED10, whose product is annotated as mediator complex subunit 10. NCBI's taxonomy places the organism in Eukaryota, Metazoa, Chordata, Mammalia, Artiodactyla, Camelidae. The record is from RefSeq and is a predicted model, not a curated record. Gene Ontology annotation, molecular function: transcription coregulator activity. Gene Ontology annotation, cellular component: mediator complex. Gene Ontology annotation, biological process: regulation of transcription by RNA polymerase II.